GUGUGAGAGAGAGAGUGUUUGUGUAUGCAUGUGAUAGAGGGAGAGAGCGGAAGGGAGUGUGGGAGGGAGAUGGAGACGUAGCAAAAGCAGCAGCACUGCCUCACAUUGGACCUCAAACAGAAGAUUCUAAAAUCUCAGGAUUUCUUUUCCAAACACGGUUCAUUUGAGGAAUGCCUAAUUGAAUAGCAAGAGAGCGGGAAGUAGCCAAGCAGAACAGGGAAUCACCUGCCUUUGCUUCCUUUGGGGAAGAGGACCUUUUUUGACAGGCAAAAGCGGAGAUGAUUCUAUAAUCAAAUUCAGCUGGAGAGUGUUUAAACUGCAGGAACCAUAUCUACAUGACUGAGGCUGUAUCAUCCUGCCUGUGUGCAUAUUUCACAAAAGUGAAUUUUCCUUUUUGCUCCUUCUCAGUCCCUUCAUUUAUUUUCUUAAUAUCUCUGAUCUUUUCCUGCAAGUUCAAAGCAGAAAACCACUCAAAUUAUCAUCAUGGGUGAUAAAGGCACAAGGGUAUUCAAGAAGGCAAGUCCAAAUGGAAAGCUAACUGUGUAUCUUGGCAAGAGGGACUUUGUUGACCAUGUGGACAUUGUAGAGCCUGUUGAUGGUGUGGUUUUAAUUGAUCCAGAGUACUUAAAGGAGAGGAAAGUGUUUAUAACACUGACAUGUGCUUUCCGCUAUGGGCGAGAGGACUUGGAUGUUCUUGGGUUGACAUUUCGAAAGGACCUCUUUGUGUCAAAUGUACAGGCAUUUCCUCCUGUGCCUGAGGAGAAGAAAAGCCUGACACGUCUACAGGAGCGGCUGAUUAAAAAGCUGGGAGAGCAUGCCUAUCCCUUCACCUUUGAGAUACCUCCCAAUUUACCCUGCUCAGUCACACUGCAACCUGGACCAGAAGAUACUGGCAAGGCCUGUGGGGUUGACUUUGAAGUGAAGGCUUUCUGUGCUGAAAACGUUGAAGAGAAAAUUCACAAAAGGAACUCAGUGCGGCUUAUCAUUAGAAAAGUCCAGUAUGCCCCAGAGAAGCCGGGUCCACAACCAAUGGCAGAGACAACAAGACAGUUUCUCAUGUCAGAUAAACCCUUACACCUAGAGGCCUCGCUUGACAAAGAGAUCUACUACCAUGGUGAACCAAUUAGUGUAAAUGUUCAUGUCACAAACAACACAAACAAGACUGUGAAGAAAAUGAAGAUCUCAGUGCGUCAAUAUGCUGAUAUUUGCCUCUUCAACACUGCCCAGUACAAAUGUCCAGUUGCAAUGGAGGAAUCAGAUGACAUUGUGGCUCCAAGUGCAACAUUCUGUAAGGUAUAUACUCUCACCCCCUUUCUUGCCAACAACCGAGAGAAGCGUGGCUUAGCUUUAGAUGGAAAGCUCAAACAUGAAGACACAAAUUUAGCCUCAAGUACACUGUUACGAGAAGGAGCCAGUAAAGAAAUUCUGGGUAUCAUUGUGUCUUAUAAAGUCAAAGUGAAAUUGGUAGUGUCUCGUGGUGGGCUCUUGGGAGAUCUUGCCUCCAGUGAUGUUGCAGUAGAGCUGCCCUUCACAUUAAUGCAUCCUAAACCUGAUGAGGAAUCCAUCUUCAAAGAUGUAAUCAGAGGCUCUGGGAAACCCAAGAGGAAAGCAUGUAGGGUAGAAGGACAAGAAUGUACAGAGGCACUAGAAAACGAUGCACCCAUUGACACAAACCUGAUCGAGUUUGACACAAAUGAUGAUGAUAUCAUUUUUGAAGAUUUCGCAAGGCAGCGACUUAUUGGAGCAAAGGAUGAAAAAGAAGAGGAGGAGGAAGGUAUAGACUCACCUAAGCUGAAUGACAGAUAGAUGAAGUCAAUAAAUGGUUUACUUUAUCACAACCUAAGGGAGCCACGGAAAAACCCUGUAGAGACAAACCAGAAGUUUGUAACACCCUUUAACACACAUCACUGUGGUGCAGUUGUUGUGCUCCUGUUUGCGUAUGUUUUCUCCAUCUUGACUGGGUGUAAAAAUUGUGUUGAAAAAGUGUUGAAAAAUGUUACCUCCUUAGAUAAGCAUUUAGCAGAUGAGAAGAAUUCACUGGCUUUCUACAGGGUGUCUACGUGGUAUUUAUAGUAAGACACAUUAAGGAAUACCAUUGGAUUAUGGUGAAAAUGACUUUCAACUAUAGCAUGCCUUUGUUAUCAUUUUGCUUUCUUGUUCUUUUUUCUAUUAAAAAAUGAAAAAUUAGAGACAGUAAAUUUGUGAUUAAACCUGUUUAAUUUAUUUCUGUCCAAAACACUCUGUAAAGGAGAGCAAAUGUUAUUACUAUUACUACUGUCUGGUUGUUUUGUUUUAAUGUCCUGCAUUAAUUAACAAACAAAGUCAACUAUUAAACAAAGUCAAGUAUAAAAAUGUUAAUGUAGGUUAAAAAUGUUAAAAGAUUUUAGUGUAAGUUGUCUUUAUUGAGUAAUGACACAAUGGCACUUUUGCUAUGGGAAGUCAUCUUGUCUGAUUUACAGGAUACUUGUAGACACUAGGGAUGUGUAACAAAAAAAAUAAUCACAUGUUUUUGGGGGUUGGGGGGAAAUUACUAUUUUUUCAAAAGUUAAUUUAAUUACAACUAUGGAUAUAAAUAAACAAAUUUAAUAAUGAACUAAAUAACAUUACUGUGCAUCAGAAGCAGCCUUAUAAUUAAAAGCAUUUUUAAUUAUUUAGUGUAUAACGUAAGCCCAAUUAUGUGUGCUAUGCUAAAAAACUAAAUGAGAAAAUGACAAACAAACAAACACAACAAAAAUGCUACUGUAGAAAUGACAAUGCAGGAGCAACUAAAAAGGAAUCCAAAACUAACAGUCACUAAUUUUGAGAUAUGUAGAAAUGGGAUUUGCAUCGAUCUAUAUGCCUCAAUCUCUAUCAUUUAAUAUGAAUUUUUGUAAAAUACUAAGAAAAUAUAAGUUUUCUAGCUGAUACAGUAUAUAAGUGUAUUGUGCAAUAUAUACAGUGGAUAUAAAAAUUCUACACACCCCUGUUUUAACCAGGCUUCCACAUUUUGGUGAAGUUAGAUCUUAAGUGUCUGAAAACACUUAUGACUUCCCACCCUACCCCAUACCUCAGACAUGACAUAUUCCUUUAAUGUUUCUUUAGGUCUCUCUCUCUUUUUUUUUUUUUAGCUUUUUCUUUUUUAUAAAUCUUGCCCUGUUUUUGGUGAUGUCACUGUAGUACUCCAUAUACUAUAUUUCUUUAUGACAGCCUUUAUGGUGUUCCAUAGUGAAAUCCUUGCAUGCUUUAUAAGCUCUUUGUGGACCGUUGGAUGAAACCAAGAUGUGAAGAAAAUUCAUUAAAAAAAACAGCUGAUCUUUAUUUAUGCCUAAUCAUAAUCAUUUCAUUGUGGAUAGCUUGAUACCUUCAGAACGCAGCCAUAUUGCAUCCAUGUUAUUGUAACUUUUUUUAAUUACAAUUUAUAAAUAUUAUAACAUUUUUUCUGAUGUUAGUGGGCACGGUGGCUUAGUGGUUAACACGUUCGCCUCACACCUCCAGGGUUGGGGUUCGAUUCCCGCCUCCGCCUUGUGUG
Molecule: messenger RNA, 3508 nt
Organism: Tachysurus fulvidraco (yellow catfish)
Lineage: Eukaryota; Metazoa; Chordata; Actinopteri; Siluriformes; Bagridae
Gene: arrb1
Product: arrestin, beta 1
Exons: 17
Coding region: 484-1806 (440 amino acids)
Biological process (GO): visual perception; G protein-coupled receptor internalization; signal transduction
Molecular function (GO): G protein-coupled receptor binding
Source: RefSeq, a predicted model, not a curated record